CGCAGAGUGCAUAUUUGCGAAGGUGAUGAUCAAGUAGUUUACAUUCGCAACGAAAAUAUUACAUUUUCCCAUCUCAAUCUGAUCGCAACAUACGGGGAUAUACAUUUCACUAUUGUAUUCCACCUAUUUGUAUCAAAAGAACAAGUUGUCGGUUGUCUUUUGAAUAGUUGGAGAUAUCACCUAGUUGAAGCUCAACUUCAUCUACUCUGAAGAAUUGUGAAAACAACACAUUUUGCUUGGAGUACCCAUAUGACCUUUGACCUACUCACCUAGAUGAUGCUGCUGUAAAUUGGCGAAAAAGAUUGUUUGUUGGAUGUGCAAUGCUGCUUCAAGAUGGGGUCUAAACGAAAUGGAAGUACCACAACAGUUGUAGCCUUUGAAGGAGAGUUGAAUGGUAUCGUUAAAGAAUACCUGGAUUUUUGUGGCUUGGAACAAUCACAGAAAAUCUUUGAUGUAGAGACCAAGGCUAAAGGUCGCCCUAUAGAACAGCAAAUGAGAAAGCCAUGGAACAAACGAAAGGCAGAUCUUCAGUCGGACCUACUUGCUCUUUUCAAGACUGGAGCCAGAUAUGAAUUCUUCACCAUAUGGAAUGAGAAUGUUCCAGAGCCGGUCAGGAGCAAUGAUGCAGUCUGCAAGAAACUAGAGUUCUACCUUAACAUCUACUUCGCAAUCUUUCCAAUUAAAUACCACAUGAUGACAGGCAAGAAGGGACGGACCAAACUAGAAGAAGCAAUGGAAGAAUUCAAGAAGUAUUUAGAGACCGGAGGAGCAUCUUUGAGUCAGACGACAGAGUUCCUUCCAUUCUAUGCUCUCCCAUUCGUCCCUGAUCCUACCAAGCAUCCUUCAUAUAAAGAGCUCUUUCAGGACAGCUGGGUGCCUGAUCUGCAGGUACGGCUGGAGAAGUUCAUGGCUAUCACCCUUCCAGCUCACCCUCAACCCAGGUUAUUUGAGCUGUACCAGGAUAUGAACAGCAAGAACUCAGAACAGCUCCAGAAGUUACAGAGUGCUAUUGUCGAUGGAGAGAAACGCAAUAUGACCUACGUCAAGAGAUACAACAAAAUUCAGGCGGAUUACCACAAUCUGAUUGGUAUUACAGCAGAAUUAGUAGACACCCUGGAAAGCUGUAUCAAAGGAAAAACGGUUACACCCGAAUAUGUUCAGAGGGUAUGCCAGAGACUCUUCUCAAACCAGUUGAGUGAAUCAGUGGAUGUCACAAGACCUCCAACGGCUGCUUCAGUAUUGAAAGUUUCGAUGCAACCACAACACAGUACCAUCCCCGAAGAAAUAAGGGAUGCGUUGCCUAUACUGCCCUCGCUUGACUACAAGGUGGUGAAGAAAGACAUGGUAUCAGCAGAUGACAGAAGAGUGGCUUUACUACUCCAAUCCCUCAGAUGGCGUUUGACUCGCAGUGAGCCUGGUGAGCAGAGGGGUGAAGUGAUCUCAGCGUUCAUCAAGAAUGAUAUCUUAGGCUGUGCACAUCGGAGCUCCCACAGGGAGAAAGUUAUAGAGAUUCUUACUGCUGCUUCUGAUGAGGUAGUACAGCAAUACAUGGCAAGGCUCUUCAAUGCUUUUGCUUCACUCUCAGUCGGCAGGACAUAUCUUGGGCAGUAUCCUCACAUUGUUGAUACUCUUCAGAUAGCAUUACAGUCAGAAGAUAAAGACUCUAUCACCAGGGAGAACGCACUCGGCACCCUCCAGAAACUCAGUCUAAAGCGCCAUCUGCAGACAUCGAUGGUAGAGGGUGGUAUCAUCCAAUGGUUGGUUACAGUCUUAGAAGAUUCCGACUCCCUCUCCGACUACACCCUAGAAUACUCCAUAGCCUUACUCAUGAACCUGUGUCUUAGAACAUCGGGAAAGAGAAAGUGUAUUGAAGACAAGACACAGAUCCUUCAUGUCAUCAGUGAUCUACUCGGUCAUGAAGAUAAUGAGAUACGACCAUAUGUGAACGGCACACUCUACAGCAUCCUCUCAGUACCAGACAUCAGAGAGGAAGCCAAGUCUAUGGGUAUGGAGGAGAUCUUGAAAUGUUUCAUAAAAGAGGAUACACCAGAAAUGAACAGACAAAUUCAUUUCAUCAUCAAACAACUCAACUCAGAUGUGAUAGGAGACGAGGUGGAUUCAGAUGACGAGGAUGAUGAGGACGAGGAGGACCAAGACCAAGAUGCUAUGGAAGCUGACCUUGAUAAAGCUGAGGUCAUCACAGUACAGGACGGAGAACUAGUAGGAGAAAAACUACUCAUGGCAUAUUAUAUGUGGGAUGGAAGAACAGCUUCAAGAAGUGGAAGUCCGCAAUCCACAAGGCCUACCAGUAAACAAAGUGUUAUGGAGCCCUCACAUCCCAGUGGUACAAAUGGUCAGAUCUCUAGACCUCAGACGAGUAGUGGAAGCCGAGCAGGAUCAGCCCAAGCUCAACGAGGUGCUUCAGCACAUGAGCCAGCAGCGUCAGGAGAUCCAUCGGAAGAGAACGAGUCUGAACCAGCUCAACCCCACCCAGACAAACUAGCCACACCAGUCAAAAAUAAAUUCACUGGCAGAGUUGGAGAGUAUGACAAUGCCUUUGGGAGCAAGCCCAAGAUCCCAAGAACUCCGGAGCCAGGAAAUAGACCAGCGAGCAGGGGCAUGACCCCGCCCCCUCCUAUCAAAUCAUCCGAUUCCCCUCCCCUUAGCAGACCAGGCACAGGAACAAGCAGACAGAGGAAACGUAAUGCUCAGACACUUCCUCCUGUGGAAAAUGUGGAGUUGACAGAUCAAGCUCUUCCAGCGUUGAGUCACCCUCCCUCAAGAGAAGAUGCGUUGGCUACGCCUGAGAGUUCCAUCAGUAUUUACAUCAGUGAUCACGGAAGCACACCCUCCAACUACUCCAGAUCCAGACUAGGCUCCGUCAAAAGUGUAAGAUCAGUUGUGAGCCCAGGGGAAUUCGAUAGGAGUCCACCAGCAUCUGCAGCAAGUGCUGCCUCAAGAAGACAAGGCAGUGCUGGAUCGUCUGGUAGAAAUAAAUGAUGACAGGUGACUUGAUGUGGAGUGCUCAAUGGUGUACACCAUGCUUGAUUGACACGUCAUGAAGCAUCCUCACUACAGUGGAACCUGUUUAGAAAGA
Messenger RNA from Strongylocentrotus purpuratus (purple sea urchin), 3097 nucleotides. RefSeq names its product lisH domain-containing protein ARMC9. Lineage: Eukaryota; Metazoa; Echinodermata; Echinoidea; Camarodonta; Strongylocentrotidae. The record is from RefSeq and is a predicted model, not a curated record. Bases 334 to 3000 code for a protein of 888 amino acids. Gene Ontology annotation, biological process: cilium assembly. The transcript is spliced from 28 exons. Gene Ontology annotation, cellular component: centriole; ciliary tip; ciliary basal body. Gene Ontology annotation, molecular function: protein binding.